GCUCCGGAAUAAGUCUCAUCCAUAUAUGUACGCAGAGGCGUGGUUUCAUUCACCGGAUAAAAAAGCCAUGUAUGGGGUUGAAGAGAAACCGGAAUUCCUGAUUCAGAGUGAUACAUGCACCCGAACCUGUCGAUUUCUUUUCAUUUAGUAAACUACAUAUGUGUCACUUUUAUUCUGGGACUGAGUGGUGCUUUUUUGCGCACCAGAAAAUGUUCACGUUAAAACUAUUUUGUUUGCAUGCAAACUUUUCUUCUUUUCAACCCGGAAUAAGUGCGGGCUGUAGCAAUUUUCCUACCGCUGGCCCAUCGGUGUAAGCAAAAGAGCGAAGUCUCCAUUGACAACUAUCGCUUGGUUCGUCACAAGGCCGCACAGCCAAUCAGAUCUCGCGACUCCACUGUUCCUUAUAUGGUCAGUGACGUAACGGUACAUCAAUGGCUCUCCAUAAAUACACACAUAGUACCAAUAAGAGGCGCCGUGAGGGUCUGUCAUUCAACAAAACACACACAGCCUGAUGAGAGGCUCGCUUUCCUGGUCACAUUUGAGUGAGCGCUAAACACUCCCUAGGUUAAGUGACAGCCCUGCUGAUGUGAGUUUAGUGUCAGAGGUGAAAAAGCAGAGGGUCAUCCGCACGCAAACACAAACACUUCUCUCGCGACUGAACGAUGACCGCUAAAACUUUGGAGAAAAGCCCUGUCACUCUCGGCGGCUUCGUGCACCCGCUGUCCGAGAGCAUCUACUCACUGGACGACACCACACCGCUGCCAGCCUCGGUCGCAAUUUUUCCAAACAGUGAUCUAGGUGGACAUUACGACCCAAUAAAUGGACUUUCAGCAGAUGGCUUGGUUAGCGGGGAUAUGAGCGCAGAGAAGCGCGCCGUCGACCUGCCCUACUCCAGCAGCUUCGCGCAGCCGGCUGGUCCUCGCAGUCAGACGUUUACCUACAUGGGCAAGUUCUCCAUCGACUCCCAGUAUCCGGGCAACUGGAACCCAGAGGGCGUGAUCAACAUCGUGAGCGCGGGCAUCCUGGGCAUGACCCAGGCCUCAUCGGCGUCCUCUUCGCCGUCCUCCUCCUCCUCGGUGUCUCCCGCUCACUUCUCCAGCACGCUCAGCUGCACGGUGGCUCAGGGCCAGACGGACAUGGAGCAGCAGCACAUCUACUCCCCUCCUCCGCCCUAUUCGGGCUGCGCGGAGGUCUACCAGGACCCGUCCGCAUUCCUCUCCACCUCCACGUGCCCCAUCUCCUCGUACCCGCCGCCGGCCUACUCCUCUCCUAAACCGAGCGCUGAUGCCGGCCUCUUCCCCAUCCUCCCGGACUACACCGGCUUUUUCCAGCCCCCGUGCCAGCGGGACGUGCAGUCCAUCCCCGAGCGCAAACCUUUUGCGUGCCCUCUAGAGCCUUUCCGGGUGCCGCCGCCUCUUACGCCACUGAACACAAUUAGGAACUUCACUUUGGCUGCACCGGUGGCCGAGGGAGCACGCUUACCCGCCGCUUACAGCCCGCAGAACCUGCCACUGAGGCCCAUCCUGCGCCCGCGGAAAUACCCGAACAGGCCCAGCAAAACGCCCGUGCACGAGCGCCCGUAUCCAUGCCCGGCUGAGGGCUGCGACCGGCGCUUCUCGCGCUCUGACGAGCUCACCCGGCACAUCCGCAUCCACACGGGCCACAAGCCCUUCCAGUGUCGCAUCUGCAUGCGGAACUUCAGCCGCAGCGACCACCUGACCACACACAUCCGCACGCACACCGGCGAGAAGCCUUUCGCCUGCGACUACUGCGGCCGCAAAUUCGCGCGCAGCGACGAAAGAAAGAGGCACACCAAGAUCCACCUGAGGCAGAAGGACAGGAAAGCCACGGUGUCCUCAUCCUCCUCUUCCUCCUCGGUUCCCGCCGGUGGCUCAAACUCCACGUCCGGAAUCAGCCAAUGAGGAACCGCGGCGCGCAACCACGACUAGGAAACGGUCGCGAUGGUAACCGAGCACGCGCAGCCAAAUCCUCAGCACCGAACUGAGUUAAGUCAUCAUACAGUGUUUACUUUGCAGGUGCACAUGGACAGGUGUAAACAAAUCAGGUGUUCAAUUCAAAGCAAAAAACGGGAAAUGACCUGAAAUCACUUUGGAUGAGGGACACUAACAGUGCGCGUCCUCGAAUGGCACGCUGUUUUUCUGACUUUCUCAGUCACAUGUUGACUGAUCAAACGCACUUUGUUUGUAUAUUUAGGUUAAAUAAUUUAAUGGAAUAACCUUAAACAGCAUGUGGGAGUGUACGUAUUCUACUGACAGUGUGAGAUGUCCGUGUUGGCCACAUGAGAGAGUGGGCUUUAAUGCUAAAGCCGCUUUCUGCAAUAAGUCGGAACAGUUAAUCUAAUGUGUGAGAUGAAUCUAACUCUCUCUUUCCUCCUGUUUAUUGUGCCUUCGUCCGUUCUUUUAUUGUACAUAACUGCAUAUGUGCGGAGGCAUUUAAACAGUGUACAGUGGAUCCUUUAAUAAGUUUUUUUUUUUUUUGAAAAAAAAAAAAUCUCUAUUUUUGUACAACUUGUUUGGUGUUGCAUUGUUCCAUGGUGGCUAAAAAAAGUAAAUGUAAAUAAUAGAUCUCAUUGUUUUGUGAAUGUCAUAUAUAAUUGGAAUGAAAUAACUAACGCAGGUUAGUAACUUUCUGUCAUCAUUAAAAAAAAACAUAAUCAAUAAAACCCAAAGUCUGAAAUGUUUGUUGCAAGCUAAAAUUCAUUUUCAUAUUCACAUUACAUAUUAUAUAGCAGUAGGAAAGUCUGAUGUACACCUGAAUAGGAAAUUCCCAAUUUCACACCAGUCAGAUCUGACUCACUGUCUCACAAGGACACACACCCACAUACCCACCCACCCACACACACAUAUACAAACAUUACACACAUUACAUUAUCCUUGUAAUGCAGCAAACUAAUGCCAUGCCUACACUUAACCUUAAGCUUAACCUCAGAAACCAAAAGGAUGCCUUUUUGCUCUUUUAGUUUAUUUACACAGUGUCCCAAAAGUCUCCAUAUAUAGGGAUCUAUGCUUGCCAGCACCACAUAGGUUGUGCCUUCAUCAGUGGAUGUUCGGAUAUCCACUUCUCAGUUGGUCCGCAACACUUCCAGUCUUUCUGAAUUUGUUAAUAUGUUUGGCAAGAGUGUCGUGUGUUAUGUGCUUACCAUUUUUCCUGUUAAAGUCCAUCGCAACCUUGUGACAGCUUCCCGAUCCAGCCAUGAAAAUGAUUUCAAUAAGUUCUUCAUUUGUCAAAGGCAUUCUUAAAGGUUAUAUAUAUAUAUAGAUAGAUAGAUAGAUAGAUAGAUGGAUAGAUAAACUAUGUAUGAAAAGCUUUGGAAGACAUUUUGCUAAUAAGUGUUAAUUUCUACUAUGUAUGGAGACUUUUGGGACAUCCCGUAUUUAUUUAUUUUUAAAAAAAAAUGCAGUUCUUUAGUACAAAAGCUGCAUUUACUUUGUGGGGAUGAGCCAAAUGUCCUCACAAGGUCAAAAGUGACAGCUAUUCCUAUCCUUGUGGGACAUUUGGUACUCAUCAGGAUAUAAAACAUACCAAGACACACACACACUGUCAGCUUUUCAGUAGGCUCCUGACAUUGUGUACAGCGUGUGUUAAUAAUAUUAAUAUAUGCUGAUAUUUCCUGAAUUAUUCGGUAAACAAUGUUGUGUGUUAAUGGGUGGAGGGAUGGACAAGGUGUCAGAGCUCAUUCCUUCUUUCACUGGAUUUGUUUCCAAGAUUUGCUUAAGAUUUACUUUAAAAUGAUAACCGUACUAUCUUUACAUCUAUCUUUCUAUCUUUCUUUGAGUUCAGUCACUUCCGAGGAUUUCAGAUUAACACAGUGCAAAAGCACCCGUGAGAUUUCCAGGGAGCUUCAUAUGCAUGUUGUUCUCCGGUAAUCUGAAGAGAAGUGUAUUUUUUUUAAUGACUUUAAUUAGGCUGUUUAUAUUUUUAAUCUUUGUAAACAUCCCAGUCAGGCCACUAUCUGUCCCAUCUAUUUUGUCUGUCUAUGACAUUUGGUGGUCUUAUAUGAUCCACAAAAUGAAAGAAAAAGAGAAGUAAAUGUUCUCUAUGUAAAUAAACAUGACUUUAUAAAGAACUGUCUGUGGAUUUCAUUAGCU
Pangasianodon hypophthalmus (striped catfish) is the source of this 4109-nucleotide messenger RNA. It is a transcript of the gene egr2b, whose product is annotated as early growth response 2b. Gene Ontology annotation, molecular function: DNA-binding transcription factor activity, RNA polymerase II-specific; RNA polymerase II cis-regulatory region sequence-specific DNA binding. The record is from RefSeq and is a predicted model, not a curated record. The transcript has 2 exons. The coding region runs from base 663 to 1922 and encodes 419 amino acids. Gene Ontology annotation, biological process: regulation of transcription by RNA polymerase II. NCBI's taxonomy places the organism in Eukaryota, Metazoa, Chordata, Actinopteri, Siluriformes, Pangasiidae.